AUGGGAUAUAUGGACUUGGCGUUGUCAUAUUCGAAUCAGAUGCGUAUUGUCGAAGCCCCAGCAAGUGGAGGCGGUCUCAGCCAGAAUGGAAAAUUCAGCUAUGGAUAUGCAAGCUCAGCUGGGAAAAGGUCAUCUAUGGAAGAUUUUUUUGAGACGAGGAUUGACGGUAUAGAUGGAGAAAUCGUUGGUCUAUUUGGAGUCUUUGAUGGGCAUGGUGGAGCCAGAGCAGCUGAGUAUGUCAAGCGUCAUCUUUUCAGCAAUCUUAUCACUCAUCCUAAGUUCAUAUCUGACACCAAAUCUGCAAUAGCUGAUGCCUAUAAUCAUACAGACUCUGAACUUCUCAAGUCAGAAAAUAGUCACACUAGAGACGCUGGUUCAACUGCGUCUACUGCUAUUCUCGUUGGUGAUCGUUUACUUGUUGCAAAUGUUGGCGAUUCCAGAGCUGUUAUUUGUAGAGGCGGAAAUGCAUUUGCUGUGUCAAGAGACCAUAAACCUGACCAAAGUGACGAGCGUGAAAGGAUUGAGAAUGCUGGUGGUUUUGUGAUGUGGGCAGGGACUUGGAGAGUUGGAGGAGUUCUUGCAGUUUCUCGCGCAUUUGGUGAUCGACUUCUGAAACAGUAUGUUGUUGCUGAUCCAGAGAUUCAGGAAGAAAAGAUUGACGAUUCUCUCGAGUUUCUGAUCCUGGCUAGUGAUGGACUUUGGGAUGUUUUCUCCAACGAGGAAGCUGUUGCAGUGGUGAAAGAGGUCGAGGAUCCAGAGGAAUCGACCAAGAAACUUGUGGGAGAAGCAAUAAGGAGAGGAAGUGCAGACAAUAUCACAUGUGUAGUCGUUCGUUUUCUGGAGAGCAAGACUGCUAAUACCAAAGCUUACUCCCAGAUAUCCUCAGCCCAUACCAGCUCAUCUCAGGAAGCAAAUCAAGCGCAAACCGCGGUUAGAAACGACUUGGACCACAAGAUCUCUGCCAGAGAAACCAAUCAAGAGCGUAAGGCAGUACACAGUGACUUGGACCGCAAAGCUGAGAACGAAAGCGUGAACCAAAAGCCGGUCACAGCUAGAAGCGGCGACUUAGGCCACGUCAGCUCAAAACAAAAGCCAGUUCCGGUUACAGAAACAGAACACAAUGUUUCUUCAGAAGAGAUUGGCUCAGCAGGAGAAAAGGAUAAAAUGCCAGCCAGAUCAGAGCCUAAGAAAUUAGCCAAGAACCCUGGUCAAGAGCAGACCACAGUACACAACCAGAAGCAGUCGAUUGCAGCAACAAAGACCACUUCCUCGGAACAGAGAGGAUCAGUGAGUGAAAAGAAUCGAAAGCCAAUCGCAGUUCAUAGCGACUCCGCCACAAGCAAGGCCAGUAGCGUUCACUCAAUCUCUAACUAAAAUUCCUGCUGACUUCAGAAUGAUCUUUUGAAAAAUGGAUGUCUCGUCUUCAUUUGCUUUGAAAAUAUUAGUGUCACGAGAUUUUUGCCUCGAUUCAUUUGUGUCGUUGAUUAAGGUUUUAAUUCCAAUAAUGUAAAUUUUCUUCUUUCUUUUUUUUUUGCCGUGUACUGUACAUUACAUUUU
Eutrema salsugineum is the source of this 1557-nucleotide messenger RNA. RefSeq names its product probable protein phosphatase 2C 71. Gene Ontology annotation, molecular function: cation binding; protein serine/threonine phosphatase activity. The transcript has 8 exons. Lineage: Eukaryota; Viridiplantae; Streptophyta; Magnoliopsida; Brassicales; Brassicaceae. The record is from RefSeq and is a predicted model, not a curated record. Bases 1 to 1374 code for a protein of 457 amino acids. Gene Ontology annotation, cellular component: nucleus; cytosol. Gene Ontology annotation, biological process: protein dephosphorylation.